Molecule: messenger RNA, 1722 nt
Organism: Tetrahymena thermophila SB210
Lineage: Eukaryota; Ciliophora; Oligohymenophorea; Hymenostomatida; Tetrahymenidae
Exons: 7
Source: RefSeq, a predicted model, not a curated record
AUGAAAAGGAAAACUUAAAGCACAACAACAUUAAAAGCAAAUUUAAAUGAUGUUAAAUUUGCUAAGCUAGUCAAAUAUCCUAAUGAGAUUGUUAAGGCAAAGCUGAAUAAACUUAAAUUAGGUGUAAUCAAUCCUGAAAGUACAUUUCAGGAACCAUUUUAAAUAGUUGAAGGAAUAUAAUUACAUCCAGAUUCGAAUAGAUUAUCUUUAAAUAGCUCAUAUAAGAAGCAUCCUUAUAAACCCUUUCCAUAAAGGCAUUUAUAAUCUGUUUUUGAAUACUCUUAAUCUGAAAAUCAGACACCAAAAGAUUUGGAUUCAGAAACUAUGAUGGCAUAAGAGGUUGGAUGGAAGAAAAGCACUAAGCAAUUGUCAAAUACUUAAGAUUAUUAAUACUUUUUUAGGAAUAUGCCACCUGCCAACUAUUUUACUACAGAAAAUCAAAGAAAAAUUAUAUGUUAAGUCUUUGAUUAUUUAGAAGAUAUAAUGGAUAACUAGAGGUUUUCAGUCAGAUUAAAAAGGAUUUUAAAGGAAAGAGAAUAUUAAAUAGAAACAUAAAAAAGAUAUAAGAGGUUUAAAAGAAGAAAGCAGAAAGAAGUUAUUGAAAAAAUAAAGAGUUCUUCAGGAAGUGAUAAUGACUUGACUCUGACAAAAAAUUAUAAAUUAGCUGACUUAUGGGAAAUUCUUAAGGAUAACUUGUUAAAAUUAAAUAAAAUGAGCCAGAUUUCAAUCGAAACAGAAGAAUUGAGUUGUGAAGAGUUUGUUUAAUUUAUCAACGAUGUAGGAUUUGAAAACUAAAACAUUUUAAAAGUAUUUUUUGAGGAAAUGAAAACAUUGAGAGUUGGAAGGCAGCAGUCGAUAUCUAAGAACUCUUCUGAUUAAAGCUAGUUUAUAAUAAAAAUACGACUGUUUAUGGUGAACUUUUAAAAGUAUAUGGAUAAUAAUGAAAAAAUAAUGUAUUUGCACAGUUAAAAUGCAGUUUAUAUGAGAAAUGUUAGCCUAAAAAAUUACAUAAAUCUCUGGCAUAAAUCAUUCUAGCAAAUAAGGCAAAAGCUAAAGCAAAAAAAAAUACAAGAAUAGUCUUGCUUUAGGUUUUUAAAAGAGGUAAAAGAAAAUGAUGAAGAUGAAAUAGUGUUUGAAUUGGAAGAUUUUUUGCAAGAAAGAUAAAACUAAUUGCAAAAACCAAAAAUUUCUUAUAAAGAAGUAGAAGUACAUAGCGAAGCAACAAAACUUUUGCAAGAAUAAUUAGAUAAAGCUCAUUAAUAAAUAUAGGAAAUAUAUGAUGGGAUUGUAGAUAAAAUGUAGGAUUUUGUUGAUUAAAGGAACAAAUUUUAUAUCUAGAAAAAGUUGUUUUGCAAUCUUUUAAAUAAUAUUGAUAUUUUUCCAGGGGUUGAUGAAUUUAUUGCUUACAUAGAUGAGCAUCUAUUUGAGAUAAAAAGUAACAAGGAGACUGUUUCAAAUUUUUGUUAGAAUUUUAUUGAAGAUAAAGAUACUUUCAAUGAAUUCAACGUGAGUCUAGUUGAAAUAGCUGAUUUUAUAUUCAGUCAGAACUAUGGACAAGAAUAAACUAAAAUAAUAUCAAAGCUUGUUGAAUAAAUAAGAAAAUUGUUCAGAAAGUAAAAAAAUUUGACUGAUAAUAUAGAAAUCAAAGGAGUUUAACUUAUUCACAUGAAUAUUUUUGAAGCUGCAUAAAUCUAUGAAAGAGAAAGUUGUGCAGCUUCAUGA